GUUUUCUUUCAGUAAGUCAUGGUUCAAAGGUGAGUGUAUCACCGUUUCUUUGUUCGUUUCUUGGAAGCCUUUGUUUAUCACGCUUCGUUCACGCUGCUAUUUUGGCCUACGCCUUUCAACGAUCCAGCUGAGCUGCCCUUUAUACAUUACAAACGACUGGUCCGACUUUGAGCAACCUCGGCUCUGCCGUGCUAUCUGGUUCUUCCCAACCACGUCUAUACUACACGAUGUACCUAUUUUCCAGCCCAAGUGGCCUGUGGCUCUUAUGGACCACCUCCGUUAUACUGUCUUCGGCCUCAGCCUUUGGCAUGACUUUUCAAGAGGAAAAUACUCUGUUCCAACUCGGAAAACGAGAUGAUCUCUCCUGUGCUGCAGUUGACCCCAAACUACCAAGCGAUUUCAAAUGUCCUUCCGGAACGAGUUGCAUAUCGCUAGACAACUCAUCAUCAGGUCUAUGCUGUCCGGACAACAAUAAUUGCUCCAACAUCCAGAUCGUUUCUUGCAACAUCCAGACUCAGAACCUAACAGCAAACGCAAACGCUGCUAUAUUUACCACAAAGCUAAGCGACAAGCUACCAACAUGCGGCGAUGGGUGCUGUCCAUUCGGAUACGAGUGCAUUCUAUCCCCAGACGGCAAGAAUGUUUGUAACCUCAUCGCCAGUACAAGCAAGACCAACGUCACUGCAUCCUCCGUAACAACAUCAACUGCAUCAAAGUCCUCUGCAAGCUCAACAUCCACGCCAACAUCUACGGGUCUCAGUUCAGCCGUGUCCCAGACAUCAAAUUGCAACAAAUUCCCCGUCGGGGUUUUUCUGGCUGGCUUUUUCCCUGGCAUGUUUGUUGGAGCUUUCCUCAUGCUUGCAUGGGUAAUCUGCUCUGGCCGCCACCGCAAGCCAGCUCGUGCAUCGCGCAGCUCGACGUCUUCUACAAGAUCGACCUACAAACCCACCAUCUCAGAUCCAAUCCCGCUAGGAUCCCCCAGUGGUGGACUCCGUACAGACUUUCUUCGCCGCACCACCGGCCGAGCCAAGUCCAUCUUCUCCACGAAAUCUCAGGUUCUCAGUGGUAACAGCACAUCGCACUGGAAGAUGCCCACACCACCUGUGCCCAAUAAUGUUCCCAAUGCCACUUGCGUGCCUGCUCCGGUAACUCCGGACCGCACUCUCAGACAUGAACUUAGCUCUGAGAGCAUUCAUGUAUUCUCACCUCAAGGAAACGAAGGGGUCCCACAACCUAUCCCUGCACACAUUGCUCCACUGCGAGGCAUGUCAGCUCAGCGCUACAAUCCCAAUGCGUCCAACACGAGUAUGGGUAGCCCGUUCCAGUCGCCUCCCAAAGCUGACAAUAUGUACAGCGACCAGAUGGCCCGGUCGAACAUAGACACGCAAUCACGGGGUCUGAGUACAUACUCUGCGGUGUCUUCGUUGCACGAUCGGGACGGUGGACAUGAACCGGAAACUCUCCCUCCAGCACGCUACGAGCCAACGGUUUCUCCUGGCCAUUGGAGCCCAAGCGUGACAAAGCGUGUUCGGAUCGACGGCGCGGCGGAACUUGAAAGCAGGCCGACCACCACCUUUACUGAGAUGUUGCACGAGGCAGGGUUCCCAGAUCCUUUGAAUGGUCACGGUACGCCGGCCGUACCCAAGAUUCCAAAGAUCUAUGGCAGUGGUCGCUUAUGAUGAGGGCCUGAUCAUCUUCCGAGUCCCCUGAUUAUGGAGAUGGAUUAUGAUGUCGAGCAGAGCUUAAUGUUCUAGUUGUGAGCUCUACAUGUUUGUGUACUAGUCUUUUAGCGAUGAUAAGUCUGUUGUUUUAUUAUGCACUCAGCGGUCAAUUAC
Exophiala oligosperma is the source of this 1835-nucleotide messenger RNA. RefSeq lists its product as uncharacterized. The coding region runs from base 228 to 1679 and encodes 483 amino acids. The record is from RefSeq and is a predicted model, not a curated record. NCBI's taxonomy places the organism in Eukaryota, Fungi, Ascomycota, Eurotiomycetes, Chaetothyriales, Herpotrichiellaceae. The transcript has a single exon.